Messenger RNA from Pollicipes pollicipes, 761 nucleotides. RefSeq lists its product as uncharacterized. The record is from RefSeq and is a predicted model, not a curated record. NCBI's taxonomy places the organism in Eukaryota, Metazoa, Arthropoda, Thecostraca, Pollicipedomorpha, Pollicipedidae. The transcript is spliced from 3 exons. Bases 8 to 421 code for a protein of 137 amino acids.
AGGAGUGAUGCCAUUUAUCAAACCGGCGUACCAAUGUACGGAGUUACGUCGAAAUUACUUCAGGCAGUCCAAACUCCUAGUGCUUCUCUGCUUGGUGGCGUGUGCUGCCGCAGACUACGACGGCUAUUAUGGCGACCAGUACAAGUACCCGGGCAGAUACGGCCCGCCAGUCUACUAUGGCAAGUACGACGGAGGAUAUUAUCCAGACUAUUACAGCUACAAACCAUACGGCAAGAACAACUACCGCUACAACUACGACAUCUACUACCCCUGGGAAUGGGCCAAGCAGGGCAAGUACGAGAGCAACUACGGUGGCCGCACCCGCGGCGGGUAUUAUGUAAAGCUGCCGUACAGCAAGGUCAACGUCGACUACGACAUCAAACACGGUGGCCACGGCUAUUCCGAAAAGCCCUGGUACUAACACCGCAAGUUCCACAAAUCGGCAGCAAUUGCUUUGGGUACUGAGGUAUCCCUAACUGAUAUACUGAUGGCGGCAGACAGACACCAACAGGUACCGACCAGCCCUCCGUAAUCGUGAUAAGCCAUAACUUCAGGUCUGUGUGCUGUGAAUAAGCCGGCGUCCGUGUGCUGGUGGGCUGAGUGCGCAUGCCUGGCCGACAGUUUGCACCACUAAUAUCGCGUCAUGUACCAUGUCUUUAUCUGAUAAUUAAGACCAUGGACAAAAGACAAAUCAAACCAAAUGGACAGUGCAUAUGUAUGUCAUGGAAGCAACUUGAAGAACUAAACAUAUGCAAAACAAC